Gallus gallus (chicken) is the source of this 4619-nucleotide messenger RNA. RefSeq names its product major histocompatibility complex Y, class II beta 7 (gene MHCY2B7). Gene Ontology annotation, cellular component: membrane; MHC class II protein complex. Bases 789 to 1628 code for a protein of 279 amino acids. Gene Ontology annotation, molecular function: MHC class II protein complex binding. Gene Ontology annotation, biological process: peptide antigen assembly with MHC class II protein complex; immune response; antigen processing and presentation of exogenous peptide antigen via MHC class II. The record is from RefSeq and is a predicted model, not a curated record. NCBI's taxonomy places the organism in Eukaryota, Metazoa, Chordata, Aves, Galliformes, Phasianidae. The transcript is spliced from 5 exons.
AAAGGUGUCCAGGAAGGCUGGACACUUCUCAUGAGGGAAUUCUCAAAGGCACAGGAGCAGACCCAGCCAGCAUGUGUUCAUGAAAGGCAGGUCCUGCCCUUUGGUCACAGCAACCCCAGGCAUCACGAAAGGUUUUGGGGCAGAGUGGCUGGAAAGCCGAGCAGAGGAAACAAACCUGGGGGUUUUGGUCUGUAGCCAGCUGAACGUGAGCCAGCAGUGUGCCCAGGAGGACAAAAGGCCGGUGGCAUUCUGAAUGGACACCUGCCCUUGGGUGCUGGAGCAGAGGUGCUGAGAAACGGGUGAGCAUGUUGAGAGCACUGGAUGAUCACGGGUUCACUGUGAAUGGACCGUGGGGAUUGCGGAUCAAAAGGGGGAGCAUGGAGUGGGCAAGAGGGCCCUGGAACAAAUAGCGGGUGACGGUGAGAAGACUAUGGGCAGGCAGUGGCAUUUCUAUCAGGUGACCGUGUGGAGAUGGCAGGAGUAAUAUAAGGAGAACGCGGUGUGAGAAUUGGGAUGGUAAAGAGGUGACCACGGCGUGAGUAUGGUGAAACUAGGGGGUGACCACUGGAUGAGCAUGGCAAUGUCAUGGAGGGACCACGGGGCCAUCCGUGGGGCUCAGGCAGUGGGUGGAGCCCUGUGAGUGACACGGCUGUUCCCAGGCAGAGCAGCAGCACCGAGCAUUCCUCCAGACCUCAGAGCAGACAGACAGGCGGAUGCCACACGGGACAGUGCUAUCAUGCCACGGCUGAUCGGGGUACCCGCAACGGAGAUCUGCCUGGAGACGGGUGAUGCCGCCCAGCCCAGGCACUCACUGCUCCAGAGCAGCGGCGCUGGCUGCCGGCACCCUUCCUCCUCCUCCGGCAGCAGCCAUGGGGAGCGGCCGUGUCCUGGUGGCCGGGGCCGUGCUGGUGGCACUGGUGGCGCUGGGAGCACGGCUGGCCGCCGGCACGCGGCCCUCGGCAUUUUUCCAGUGGAGUGCUACAAUUGAGUGCCACUUCCUCAACGGCACCGAGCGGGUGAGGUUUCUGGUGAGGCACGUCUACAACCGGCAGCAGUACGUGCACUUCGACAGCGAUGUUGGUCUCUUUGUGGCCGAUACAGUCCUGGGAGAGCCUUCUGCUAACCUCUUCAACAGCCAGCCGGACGUGCUGGAGAAGAACAGGGCUGCAGUGGAAAUGCUCUGCAACUACAACUACGAGAUAGUGGCCCCUUUGACGCUGCAGAGGAGAGAGCCCAAGGUGAGGAUCUCUGCGCUGCAGUCGGGCUCCCUGCCCCAAACCGACCGGCUGGCUUGCUACGUGACGGGCUUCUACCCGCCGGAGAUCGAGGUGAAGUGGUUCCAGAACGGGCAGGAGGAGACAGAGCGCGUGGUGUCCACGGACGUGAUCCAGAACGGGGACUGGACGUACCAGGUGCUGGUGGUGCUGGAGACCAGCCCACGGCACGGGGACAGCUAUGUGUGCCAGGUGGAGCACACCAGCCUGCAGCAGCCCAUCACCCAGCGCUGGGAGCCCCCGGGGGAUGUGAGCAGGAGCAAGCUGCUGAUGGGCGUCGGGGGCUUUGUGCUGGGGCUCGUCUACCUUGCACUGGGGAUCUUCUUCUUCCUGUGCAGUAAGAAAGGUCAAUGAUGAAGAUGUUGAGCAAGAUUGGACCCAGAAACACUCCCUGGGAAACACUGCUACUUACAGGCCUCCAACCAGAAUCUGCACCAAUAAUCACAACCCUCUGAGCUCUGCCAGUCAGCCAGUUCACGGUCCACCUCACUGUUCUCUCACGCUUCCUAGGAAUUAUUAACUGGGAUCAUUCUCCUGGCUGGGUGGCCUAUAGAAGACCCUCACCUUAAACGUUGCCCCAUAAAUCUUACCUGGGGGCUCUCAGCCAUGUCAUUGGGAACAGCAAGCUUCAUGCAUCCCAGCCCACCAUUACAAACAGCAACGCCAUACCGUCUCACUGCCAAUCUGUCCUGGAGAGCCCAGAGCCAUCCAGUACACAUAGUGCGUGUCAUAGAACCCUUCCCACCACACCUUGCUUAUGCUAAUGAUGUUCUAGCUCCAAGACCAAGCCAAAAGCUUCCCCCUCCUCCUGCUUACACCUCACGCUGUGUGCAUUGCUAUAGAAACGUUUACAGGGUGCUCCAGUGUGCCCAACUCCAGGUGGAGCAGAUCCAAAUGCCUUAUGAGCACGCCAUGCCUCCAAAUUCGGAUGGACACCAAGACAAACAAACAAACAAACAGACAAAAAAAACCCAAUAAUGCCUAACAACCGUGCAGAUGGAGACCUGGAGAGCUGCUUGUUCACUGUUGAGCUCUGUCUGUGAGGCUGCACCAGCUCUGGGCUGUGCAGAGCUCGCGUGUUACACAGAGGGCAUACAUUUCUGCUGGGUGGAUACAACUGCUGGUUGAACUGGCUGAGUGACAAAGCCCUCCCUGCACACCCUCCCAUGCAAGUUUGCGUUAGGAAGGGAGAUGGGGCUGUGUGCCAAACUGGCCUUCCCCCAGAAGCAUGCAAGGACCUGGAGUCAGACCUUCUUGCACCUUUCCCUGUCCUUCUACCACGUUUUGUCUUUUAUUUUAGGAAAAUAGGGCCAGAGCAGAAGGAAAACAAAAGCUCCAGGACAACUCAGCUAGUUUACUCUCCUUCCUCACUUUUCCCCUUUCACAAUCCACAGAAAGGCCAUUAGCCACACAAGGGAAGAAAUGAUCAGGUGUGUGAGGAGCAGAGCAAACCAAGCUUAACUUCCAAGGCCGGUCUCUUCCACGUGACUGGUCUGAGGUCUAACACAAGGAUGAAGGGAAAGCUUGCAGGGAGGAUGUCCUCUUCUGCUCGCAGGUCAUUUUUAGUCAAUCUCCAAGAGACAUUUUACUAUUCUCCUGACCCUUGUACACGAUUCAUCAGUGGACCCUGACAUUACUGGCAGGAACACGUGCACACAGAACAUCCCUACGCAGCUGCACUUUGUUAAGAAACGCCUUCAAAAAGCUGCAUGCAGGAAGAGCAGAAGAGAAAACCGGGCGUGGGCAGAGGUCUUCUUCUAUUAACAGGAAAAGAGACCAAGAACGUCCCGGAUGUAAGUCCCUUUUCCAGAGAGAGUGCCAGUGAUGCCACCUCUUUUCCUAACUUUCUGUAUGUUGAGAAGCAUUAGGGCCUCUGUCAUCCUCGGGGUCUCCAGCAUCCUCAGGGUCUCUCCAGUGGGGGUUUUCCCAUGAAAAAUGAGGUGCCGGCCCUCAAAGAAACUCCUCCUGCACGUGAGACAGUUGCAGAGCCUACCUCUCACACACAUUAGCCAACUUUUAAUAAAGCGGGGGCCCUGGAUGAAGCUCUGCCUGCAGUGCAGGCAUUUCUAAGGUCUCUGCCCUGAGUGGAUCCUCUGCAACUUGAUCGGGCUGGAGCUGUGGUUGAAGCUCUUCUUACACCCGGGAUAGAGAGAAAGGUCCCACUUGGAGGCUGUGGCAAGCAGCCUCAGGAGAGACCCGAGGCUGACCCCUUGGAUUCCGGAGUCGAGGAUACAGGGGGUCUGAAGAACGCUCCAGCUGAAAAGGAGAUGUUAGCCGCGUACGAGAGGGUAAAGGCUGCUUCCGAAGUAGUUGGUACUCAAACGCAGUACUCCUCCUUCCGCUUGAGCACUUGAGCUAGUGCUCAACUGGAUGUGUACAGGAAAGGUUCCCUCCAUCCAUCGUGCUACUGAUGCCGCUUGGAGUAAGUGGGUUGCAUAGAUUACACAAUGAGCCCAAAUGGGGAACCUCAGUCGCCCACAAAUCUUAGAGGUGAUCAUGGACUGGCCUGAGGGCAAAAAGUUUGGAACAUCGCCAGCAGAACAGGUACUGUGCGCUGAAGAGACUCCGGCAUACAACGAAUUACCAGAAAAUGAAAUUAGCCCUCCUCUCUGACGGCUCACGUCGUACCGUGGGGAAGCAUCGCAGAUGGAAAGCUGCUGUGUCGAGCCCUGCGUGACAAGUUGCGGAGGCCACCGAAGGAAAAGGAGAAUCAAGCCAAUUUGCAGAGGUGAAGGUUGUCCAACUGGCUUUAGACGUUGCUGAACAGGAGAGGCGGCCAGUGCGUUGCACUGACUCACGGAUGGUGGCAAAUGCCUUAUGGGAAGGUGGGGGGUGGUGGUUACAGCGGUGAGAACAAAACAAUUGGCAAAGAAGGGGGAGAUCUAUUUGAGCUGCUGAGCUGUGGAAAGAUAUUGCUGCCCGAAUAAAGAAUAUGGUUGUAAAGGCGUGUUCUGUAGAUGCUCGUGUACCAAAGAGUCGGGCUACUGAAGAACAACAAAAUAAUCAUCAGAUAGAUCAAGCCUCUAGACUUAAGGUGUCUCAAAUAGACUUGGACUGGCAACACAAGGGUUAAUUAUAACACAAGGGUAACGGUCCCAUGGAACCUCAGACCAUCAAGGAAGAGGUGCAACAUUUAAGUAGGCUGGGGACUGGGGGCUGACUUAAGUAUGGACGCUAUUGCACGGGUUAUUCCUGACUGUGAAACAUGCACUGCAAUUAAACGAGCCGACAGGAUGAAAACUCUCUGCGGGGAAGGGCAAUGGCAGAAGUAUGAAUAUGGGGAGGCGUGGCAGGUUGAUUCUAUCACCUUGCCACGAUCUCACAACGGUAAGCAUGAGGUGCUUA